AUGCACAAAGGAGUGCCCGUCUUGUUGUUGUUGUGGUGUGCUUGCUUCUUGUGUGUUUUUUUUUGUGUGUCGUGCACUCUGAUGACUGCUGUUCGUGUGUUUGUGUUUGUGUUUGUGUUUGUGGCAUGGUGUUGUUGUUGUUGUGGGCUGGAUGCUGCCGCUGUCGCAGUGAGUGCAUCCUCCUCCUCCUCAAGCAGUGAACCGGUCCUUGCACGGCUUGUGCGCGACAACAGCAAUUGCUCGUUCGAGAGCCACUACCCGUAUCAGUACGUGACGUACAAGACCAGCGAGGCGCCCGUGAUUGAUGGAUCGCUGGACGAGCCGCUGUGGCAGGAGGUGGCGUGGACGCGCGACUUUCUCGACAUUUCGGGCCCGGAUUUCCCGACGCCACGCUUCAAGACGGCCGCCAAGAUCCGCUGGGACGACAAGCACCUCUACAUCGGGGCCUACCUGCAGGAGCCUCAAAUCUGGGCAACGCUCACGAAGCACGACUCGGUCAUCUUUCACGACAACGAUUUCGAGGUGUUUGUCUGCCCGGAUGGGACGAGCCACUACUACAAGGAGUUUGAGAUGAAUGCGCUCAACACAACCUGGUCGCUGUGCUUGAACAAGCCCUACGCCAACAACGGUUAUGAAAACAGCAGCCGCGUCUUUGGCAAGCACGGGUGGGACGACCCAGGCUUGCGGUCUGGCGUGUACGUCGACGGCGUGCUCAACGACGUGAACGUGGUGGACAAGUACUGGACUGUGGAGAUUGCGUUUCCGCUCACGGCGCUCGCGUACAACACCACCGCCAACGUCCCGCCAACACCUGGCGAAUACUGGCGCAUCAAUUUCAGCCGUGUCGAGUGGCACGUCUUCAAGAACGGAUCACACUACUCAAAGGUGCCAAACACACCUGAAGACAACUGGGUGCUUGCGCCAACGUACAAGGUGGCCAUUCACCGACCAGAGUACUGGGCGUAUCUUCAGUUUGCAGACACACACGUCAACGGCACAAGCGCCGUCAAAGACCCCGACUGGACGAUCCGCUUCCUUGCCAUGCAGCUGUACUAUGCAGAGCUGUCAUUCAAGAUGAAGAGUGACCGCUACUCGGCGGAUUUGGCCGAAGUCGAGCAAUACACGCCAAUACCAGGCGCCCUCACACGCGGAUGCACUGGCAAGAUCAGCGUGAGUGUUGAUGCGGAGGGGAAGCACUACUCUGCGCACGUGCCGGAUGUGAGCCGUCGCCGCGUCGCCGUGAUACGAGACGACAGAUACCUCAUUGUCCAUGACACAUAGUGCAGACCAUUCCUGCCGCAGCCACACAAACACACCCACAUACACACAUGCCACCGAGUUAACACGUUGCUUGUGUGCGUGUGCGUCUUCAUGGCUGGCUUGCUUGGCUGUGCACCUUGUCAACCUCUCCAUCCUUGUUCCAGCAAAUAAAACAGUCAUUUGUG
Messenger RNA from Salpingoeca rosetta, 1445 nucleotides. RefSeq lists its product as uncharacterized. Gene Ontology annotation, molecular function: carbohydrate binding; hydrolase activity, hydrolyzing O-glycosyl compounds. The coding region runs from base 1 to 1281 and encodes 426 amino acids. Gene Ontology annotation, biological process: carbohydrate catabolic process. The record is from RefSeq and is a predicted model, not a curated record. NCBI's taxonomy places the organism in Eukaryota, Choanoflagellata, Craspedida, Salpingoecidae. The transcript is spliced from 8 exons.